AUGUCCCACAGAGACGUCUUCGCCACGACAAGGGCACGUUCAAACAUACUCCCUUGUAGAAGGAAAUUGAUGAAGCGACCUAAACCAGCCAACAAGUCAAAUUUUCUUCUUCAUCUCUCAACGUUCAAGAUGCUUUUACACAUUGUCUUUCUACCUUGGCUUCUCUUCUUCCUCGUUCCCUCGUCAACAUCAACCACCGCUAACAUGAACCACACUCCCAAAAGGGCCACUGAGAAGGGCAAAGACCUUUACAUCGUGUUUCCCAAACAAGGUACCGACACUGCUGCAACCAUGGAAUUCAUCAAGUCAACUGUCAACAAUCAUGACCUCCACCCCUGGACCGACGUCCAUGAGCAGUUGAUGUCGUGGACAGUCGAGGCCUCGCCGAGCGAAGUUGCUCAGCUAGAGGGCCAUGACGGCAUUGAUCGCGUGACCAAGCUGGAGAUUCCAAAGCAUCACAACAGAGUGAGACAAGAUGAUUCUUUGCAACAAAAAUCCACCAUCUACCCUGUGGAUGGUCGGAACCUGGACCAGUGCAACGCAACCAGUGCCUCUCUCAAGGCCCUCCUCGACGGUAAGGUAGAUGGACCUAGGAUAUGGGACGGCAGGGUUGAGGGCUGGGUAGCCCUCUUGACCAAGGCUCAGGUGGAGCAAGUUGAGGCCAUUGAUGGCGUUAAAGUUGUGCACCCAGUUCAUAAGGGUAGGCGAUGCCGUGUGGCUCGAGGACUUCGAAAGCCGUCGACUUCUCCAAAGGCACCGGGCCCUUUGGAAAGACGAGGUACCAUGUACGAGACGCAGCAGGACGCUGCUCCUGAGUUGGUUGCCGUCAGCCAGCCGAGCACAAUCCCAGUCUUACGGGACCUCAAGCACUACAUGUAUGAGAGCCAUGCAGGAGGAGGAAGCUACAUAUAUCACAUCGAGACAGGUGUAGCUUUUGAGGCUCAACACCAGGAAUUCCCAAAUAUCGCCCCACAGCAUCUCCUAACCCAGCAAGCAAUCGACAACCACGAGGAACCUGGAGAGGACGAUGAAGAAGAUGAUCCAUCGCAUGGCACCUGUAGCGCAGGCAAAGCACUCGGAACUCAGUUCGGGGCUUCUAAGAAGGCUAUGCUUGUGGUAGUCAGGCUCUACCUCAUUGAUACCGACGAGUUCAGGGAAGCCCUAGAUCUCAUUAUUCACGACCUCGACGAACAUCCUGAACGACGUAAGAAGAGCGUCGUUACCAUGUCACUCAGUAUCGGCCAGGAUUGGGAGGAUGGCCUGAUAGACCAGAUACGAGGGCGACUGAACGCACUCUUCGACAGGGAUGUUCCUUUUGUCUGCAACUCAGGCAACAUCGACCCAGUCGAGAACGAUAGCGAGGAGGUAAACGAGUAUCCGGCACUGCUCGAGGGGCCUGAUUUCCCACUCAUUGUUGUUGGCUCUGUUAAUUCCGAAGGCGCGCUAUCUGAUUUCUCUCAACGUGGACCCCAUGUGACUCUUCACGCUGUGGGGGAGGAUAUUCUUUGUCUGCCAAAGGACUCACAAACACCCAUGAGAAAGGAUGGUACAUCAUUUGCUGCGCCGCUGGUUGCUGGCGAGAUUGCCAAUCUCCUCUCGUAUGAAACGGUGCCGUUUGAUACCAGUGAUGGCAGCCUUGUUAAGAACCUCAAGGCAUAUCUUCAAUCCGACAAGGGAAGCAGGGAGCGAGUACCAGGCAUCCGCGUGCUCUGGAACGGCGUCACCGAGGAAACCCACAACUCCAAGGAGCAUGCCCAGUGCAACACCCUUCAGGCCGAUAUCUACGUUGAGCGAGACGAUGUGAAGAGCUUGAUUGAGAACGAAUUUUGCCCCGAUGCAACAGUGCGGCGUGAUCUACAACAAGAUUCAUUCUCCAUCUCACGAACUUACAACGAGGGUACGCCCAACAAGGUUACCCUCUCGAUGGAUCUCGAAACAGGCUCCAGCGUCAAGUAUAACGGAGACGACUGCAUCAAGUACCUCAUGAUGGCGGUGGACGGCUGUGACCCCUCCUCCGAAGUCAACCCAGCAAACUACAAGGCCGGAGGCUUGAUAACUAUCGGUGGCGAUAGAUAUCGUGUCUCUCCUGGCACCCUCCGCUCAGCUGCUGAGAAAGGGAAACAGGCAGGCUGCGAUAGUGCCUAUAAGGUCUUUUUCAAUGAGUACUGGGUCUGGGGCCAUGGCUGGGCUAGUUCUGAUAAUGGCAAGUCGCUUCAGGACGAGGUCGAAGGUUGUGCACUGCUUCCUGAUACAUGGAGCUUCGAAUAUGGACUUGGCGACGAUGGACGCGAGUGGACCGCCAAGUUUCGCACUGGCGUCUUUCAGAAGAGCUGUGUAGGGAACGCUCUGAAAACAGCAGCUGGCAUUGACGGCGUGGGAUGUCAUGGCUCCGGGUAA
Messenger RNA from Fusarium falciforme, 2397 nucleotides. Its product is annotated as Peptidase-S8 domain-containing protein. Bases 1 to 2397 code for a protein of 798 amino acids. Gene Ontology annotation, biological process: proteolysis. The transcript is spliced from 5 exons. The record is from RefSeq and is a predicted model, not a curated record. NCBI's taxonomy places the organism in Eukaryota, Fungi, Ascomycota, Sordariomycetes, Hypocreales, Nectriaceae. Gene Ontology annotation, molecular function: serine-type endopeptidase activity.